Clupea harengus (Atlantic herring) is the source of this 976-nucleotide messenger RNA. It is a transcript of the gene exosc6, whose product is annotated as exosome component 6. Gene Ontology annotation, cellular component: nuclear exosome (RNase complex); cytoplasmic exosome (RNase complex); nucleolus. The record is from RefSeq and is a predicted model, not a curated record. NCBI's taxonomy places the organism in Eukaryota, Metazoa, Chordata, Actinopteri, Clupeiformes, Clupeidae. Gene Ontology annotation, biological process: poly(A)-dependent snoRNA 3'-end processing; rRNA catabolic process; U4 snRNA 3'-end processing. Gene Ontology annotation, molecular function: RNA binding.
UUUGUGCCUGCAGAAAACUUCCGUGGCGGAACUUAUUCUUCUGAGGGACCACGCGGACCAUAGUGAACAAAAAUGCCAGUGGAUCGUAGGCGAAUUCGGGGCCCUGAUGAAUCCCAAUCUCCUUAUCAUUUCAUUUCUAAGGAGUCUCAGAAAUGCCUCGCUUCUGGGGAUCGUCGUUCAGAUGACAGCCAGCGCGGCCCCUUGGACAUACGGCCGAUUUUUGCGCGGUGUGGACUGAACAGUCAAGCUAAAGGCUCUGCUUACAUUGAGGCAGGCAAUACCAAAAUAAUCUGCUCUGUGUACGGGCCCCGGGAGACUGAGCGCAAAGAUGAAACUGACAUGAAAUCAGGACGUCUCGUAGCUGACAUGCGGUUUGCCCCCUUCGCCUGCCACAAGAGAGGGGCAUGGGUUCAGGGUAACGAGGAGAAGGAUCUUUCUCUGGGCUUACUUGAGAGUCUUCGGCCGGGAGUCUGCUUGCACAAGUAUCCCCGCUCUCAGAUUGACGUUUGCGUCAUGGUUCUAGAGAGUGACGGCCCGGCGCUGUCCCACGCGGUCACUUGUGCAUCCCUGGCCCUCGCUGAUGCGGGGAUCGAGAUGUACGACAUGGUGUUGGGAUGCACCGUCCGACACACCGGAACGACGCAGCUACUCGACCCCACUUUCUCAGAGGUUCAGGACGACCAGGAUGGCGUUUUCGUGGAGAACCAGGGAAGUGUGACCCUUUCUCUGAUGCCCAAUAUGAAUCAAGUGUCAGGUUUGCAGUCGGACGGUGUUAUGGAACAAGAGUCCCUGAAGGCAGCUGUUCAGGCGUGUAUUGAGGGCUGCUACAAACUGUACCCUGUCAUUCAACAUACCCUGCUGAAGACAGUGCGAAAAAAUGCACCUCCUUCAGAGAACUGAGAUUUUGAUAAGCCAUUUUUAAAGGCCAUGCCCUUGUAGUUGUAUUAUUUGCAAUAAACACGUAUUCAAUUGUGUA